UCGGCUGAUUAUGUUGUAACACGCACUGUGGAUUUUGGGCUGUUUUGCAAGCGAGAUCUAACAAAAAUUUUUGUAAUCUUCUAUUCUUAUUUUUAUUAUUUUUUACUUUCAGUAGAAUCUGCAAGCUGUGACUUUAGUUGAUUCGCAAUUACUUGACUAGCUAAUUUACCGGAUAACAAUAUGACUGAUAUUCAAUUUUUUCAAUAUGUCUGCCCGUGUUCAUCAACUUCAGUAGUUGGUAGCAGUGAUUCAGUUGAAGCUUGAGAGAAUGCCGAGAUUCCGGUGCUUUGGUGAGUGUGCUGUUUUCAAACAUGGGGAGGUUAUUUUUAUGAAAUAAUAUGUGGGGACAAGGAAAUCGGGUUAUUAUUGUAUUAGUGAGUGUAUUAAGUGGGUGUAUUAUCCUUUAUAAUAUUUGGGAGUCAUUAAUCGGGGUCACAAUACUUUGUCUUGUUGUGAUAUACGCAUGUAUUUCCUUGCUGAUCAACGACGAUUUAUCCACGCUUACAUUCACAUUUCAAACUUUCAACAGAGCCGGUGAAAACAUUCACAAUUUGGCCAAGUAUAUUUAUUAUCAAGCAUCAGUAAGUUUUCAUCAUUCGUUAGAAUUUGUUAAGACAUUUUAUCAAGAGCGAAUAGUAUCAAGAAUGAAUCAUCGAAGAAAUACUUAUCAACUCAGCAGUGAGUCGUUAAUGAACUCCAAUCGUCCUUCGCAAUUGGGUUUUAUUGGUGGAUCCAGUCCAAUUUCAAAAGUUAAACGUUUAAAUGAUUCAAAAUCAGAAAAUAAUAGUUUAUCACCUAAAAAAAAUUCUCGAAUUUUAAAUAAUACUCGAUCACUCGAUGAAGUUCGAUUGAGUAAUCAAAAAUCACGUAAUGAAGAUGUUUAUGGAGAUGUCAAUUCAACACGGUUAUCAUGGAAGAAAAGAUCAUCUUCAUAUCUCAGUGACGAUCCUUUUUUGAGAGGAGAAAGUACAAUGUAUAGUCCUGAAGGAUCUCCUUGGGGGACUAGUAUUAGCCCUAAAAUGAAAUCAAACAAUCAAGAGGUUAAUAUAGUCCAGACCGUUGCUGGACCUCUUUUAUCAUCAACGAGAUUUAACAUUGAUCCAAAAGUAUAUAGUGACGUAACUUCUCCAGGAUUAACGUCACGAUUGACAAAAUAUGCCAGUGAAGCAACUAAUAAAUUAACUCAUCAGUCUCAAUACAGUAUUGGUCAGUUUCCGAAAGUUAACUUGAAUUGUAGUCCAACUCCGUUAAUCAACGCGAAAGUUGGAAGAACAAGAACUCCAGUCACUGUUAGAAUUGCACCGCCAGAAACAAUUAAAUAUUCUCCACCGGAAAAACAAAAAAUUUUGUCCAGUAUAUGUCGAUCUGGGAGUACUCAAUCUCCAAGUGUAGUUCAAGUAUUAAAAGAAAUAUCCUUGAAAAGACAUGCUUCUAGAGAUGAUAUGUCUUUAGAGUUAAUUAAAAAACAGAAAACUGAUGGAAUUUAUUCCGACGAAUAUGAAAAUUAUGAUGAAGGAACUCAAAAGCGAACUAGAGAUGAUUCUUCAAGAUCAGAUGAAGAAAUUUCAGUAGAAAAUACAUCUAGACCAUAUAAAAGAACGAAAACACCUUGUUACGAUGUUCUCAGUUCAUUAAGCUGCAGUCCUAGUACAUUGUCUUCUGGUGUAAAGAGAAAAGCUGAUAUUUCAAGAAGUGGUACACCUGAAUUAGGCAAACAUUUUAAAGCUGUAGAUAACAACCGGAGUAAAAGUUCUCCAAUAUUGCCUCGAAAUUCUGGAGACUUUGUCAGAAUAACUAAAGAAAUGUGUAAAAAUCAUUCAGAAGGCGAUUUUAGUAAUAAUUCGAAAAAAGAAGAAAAAAGUAUUUCGCCAAAAGAAUCAUUAAAAUCAUUAUCACCUAAAGAUCUCAAUCUUUAUGGUGACAAAAAUCGAGUAAUUGUGGAAAAUUCUCCUAUUAAAUAUACUGAUAGAUUAUUUAUGAAAGCAGAACCUCCGAAUAUUGAUAAGCUUAAGAGUCUUAUAGAAGAACAUGGAAAUGUAACUCGUAAAUUUUCCGGAGAUGAUGGAGAAGAAAUUAAAAAAUCAGAUGUCGUCAAUAUGAGACAAACAAGUAUGAAAGCGCGAUUAAGAAGUAUGUUUGAUGCGAUAUCUGGUAAAUCUUCAAGUCAAAUUGAUCCUAAUGUAGUAAUUCAAGCAGAAUCAGUAACUCCACGUUCUUCAUUAUUAAAUGAAUCGAUAUCUCCACCACCUAACACUACAACUAUAAAUUCGUGCACUUCAACAACUACUAUCAAUACUUCUCCAAUUUCUACAUCAGCUGUUACUCCAAUAAUUGGUAAAACUAAAGACAGUUCAACACCUGUAAAGCAUGUAACAUUUCAGCUGUCAACACCAUCAAAUCCAAUUAUUAAUUCCAUGAGUAAUGUUUCUACUACUGAUGCUAAUAUAAAUACACCUACUUUGCCCACAGAGGUACAAAUGCAAAAAGCUGAAGGAACAAAGAAACCUGAAAUUGUAGCAAAUAAUUCUAAUUUGAUGUCAUUUUUCACUCCUGCCAAUAAUAAAAUAUCACCACCUGCUUUUAGUUUUGCUAGUACUACAACAAAUAGUCCUUUAAGUUCAACUAUAUCAACUAAGCCAGUAAAUCAUGCUUCAACUAUACCAUCAACCAUUUCAACGCCGUCUAAUACUCCAACUAUUCAAUUAGCAACGACGUCAGAAUCAACUAAUAUUCCAAAAACAAACAGUUUUACAAUCAACGUAUCACAACCUGCAAAAUCGGAGUCUAGUUCAUUUGGAAGUUUUGGAUCCACGAGUCAAAAAUCAAUUGUUGCUCCACAAUCUUCAGGAAAAUUUACAUUCGAAUCAAAAACUAGUAGUCCUGCAAUUGUUAGUACACCAAAUUUACUGUCUACAACUUCUUCAACAUCGAAGCCUCAAUUCCAAUUUAGUUCUUCUUUAGCUUCUACUACUCAAGCAGCAUCUACAAAUAAUCUUUCAACACCAACUAAUAAAUCAGGAUUAUUUAGUGGAGGGUUUAGUAACUCUACUACUUCUGCAAGUGCUGUUUCUUCAGCAUCUACAUUUUCUUUUGGUACUAGUAGUAUUUCAGUUUCUACUCAGCCUGCAAAACCACCUGCCCCUCAAGCGGCAUUUUCUUUUGGACCUUCAAAAGCUCUUUCGUCAGAAAAGAACACGAGUUUGACUCAAAAUACAGCACAAACAGUUGAAGCAAAGCCACCACCACCAAGUGGUGCACCAAGUUUUUCCUUUAACUCAAGUUUAAAUACAACUUCACCACUUUUUGGAUUAACAACAUCAUCUUCAUCAAUAUCUACAACUGUAUCUACAACUAGCAGUGCAUCAUCAACUACAUCUGCGUCUACAUCAACUUCUAAACCUGUAUUUUCAUUCGGCGCUUCAAAUGCAUCAUCAAGUACUCCUUUAACUUUUGGAGCUUCGAGUCAACCAUCUUCUACAUGGUUUGGAUCUACGCCUGUAACAACUUCUCAACCUCUUCAAUCAACUAUGUCCUUCGCUACAACACUAUCAUCGGGAGCAAAUCUCACAUCAACACUUGGUACUACUACUGCCUCAAUUUUCGGAUCUAUGUCUCAACCGUCUAUAUUUUCAACAGCGUCAAAUUCCCCGAGUACAAAUCCAAGCGCCAUACAAUUUGGUACACCGAAAACCACAGAAUCUUCAUCUUUUGGCACAAAUUCUGCCACUACAUCAUCAAAUAUUUUCAACGGUAUAAAUACAGCCGUUACUACAUCUACUCCGAUUUUUAGUGGAGGAAGUAAUAUUUUUGGUCAAACAAAACCUCCUGCAUUCAAUACUCAAACUACUUCUAGUUUUGGAACCACCGCUACUUCUACGUUUGGGACGAGUUCUACUGCAUUUGGAACUCAACCAACACCGUCAUCUAGUUUUAGUACAAUCACUCCAACAACUAAAUCAACUCCAGCAUUUGGAACUUCAUCGAAUGUAAUAGUACCAAGCUUUGGAACUUCUAAUGUAACACCAUUACCAAGUUUUGAAGCUAUAAGUACUACUGUAGCGAGUUUUGGAUCUACAAAUAAUACUACAACAUUUACUUCUCCAACUACUACAACACCGAGUUUUGGAACAGCAUUCAGUUCUAAUACAGCUACUCCAUUAUUUGGGACACCUCAAAAUACAAAUUCUACGACUUCAACAUUCAAUACAACAACGCCAUCAUUUGGAACUCCAUCAACGGCUCCACCAGCGUUUGCUUCUAGUACAACAUCAGCGCCUACUUUUGGAACAUCAACAUCUAGUGGGUUUGGUGGAUCAAAUACAGCUCCACCGAUGUUUGGAAGUAGUAGCUCGGGAUUUAGCGGAUUUGGAUCGAAUUCAACAAAUACAACUACACCUUUUGGCUCUACUUCUUCAAGUACGCCAGCAUUUGGAUCAUCCACAACUAUUCCCACAUUUGGUGCUUCGACUAGUAAUAACACAGGCAGUACAUUUGCAUUUGGAAAUACAGCAAAUCAAUCUCAGCCACAGCAAAGUUCUGUAUUUAACUUUGGAGCUUCUGGGUCAAGUACUAGUGGUGGAAGUGGGGCAGCACCGUUUCAAUUCGGAGCUUCAUCUUCUCAAACCGGAGGUUUUAAUUUCUCUGGUGGAUCUCAGCUAUCUGGAUCUUUCAAUACAUCCAGCCAAGGAAGUAUGUUUAGCAUUGGAUCAGGCUCUACAGCUCCUAAAUCAAGAGCACAACGUUCACGAAGGCAUCAAAGAUGAUGGAGAAUGUAAUCUUCAUUACUUUAUUUAAAUUAAUAUCUUAUGAGUUUAUACUAUGAAUAAAGUGGGUCUACAAUAUGUUUCAAUUACGAAGUAUCAUCAAUAUUUGGAAAAAUUGUCGUCUGGUGCGAUGUGAUCUUGGUGAUUGAAAUCUAAUGCUUAACAUAUUAAUAAUUAAUGCUCAGUAAAACAUUUAAAUGUACUUUAGAUAUGUUAUAGAGAAGAAAAAAAAUUACAAAAAAAGGAAGUACUUAAGUUGAUCAUGAUUAAUUUUAUACAUAGAUAUGAAUAUAGUGAGAAUAGUUUAAUUAAUGAUGUAAAGUGCGAUCGUAAUAAUUCUGAAUAAGAAGUGCGAUAUAGAGUGUGCUUUUAAAAAAGCAACUUAUUUUGAAACGAAUUUAUCUAAAAGAUAAUAUUAUUACAAAUAUAUAUCAUGUAUUAAAUGAUCACAUCAACUUGAGUCGAUUUCAAAAGAUUAGUAAUUAAAUAUAAUAAUAACAAUUAAAACAACAGUUAGUUAGUUAGUUUAAAUGAUAAACAGAAACUAAUAUUUAAUAUGUAAUAUAUUUAAAUGAAUACUUUUAUUUUUUUUUUUUUUUGGUUUUUUUUAUCACAAUCAGAAAUGCUUGCUAAGCUUUCUUAUCAAAAAAUAGAGUUAAGACAGAAUGUAUUAAAAGAUUGAAUCAAUGUUUUUUCAAUCGAAGUAAUAUCAAUCAAUUCGACUAAAUUCAACUACAAAAUGAAUGACAUAUUUAGAUUUUUCAUAUUAGAACGAAUUCUAGAGGUUUUUUUCAUUAAAAAAACAUGUUAGUGUAACAAAAUAUAGAUGUUAAUGAAAUGUAGUUAAAUUAUUCGAAUUGAUUUUAUAUUUAAAUGUUUUUCAACUGCAAAUGUUAGUUAAAUUUUGAUUUUACAUCAUUUAAAAAUAUUAAAUAUUAGGUAAAUAUUUCGGAGAAAAUAUCUAAUUAUUUUUAAUUCUAUGAGUAAUAAUCUUAGAAUUACUAAUAAACACUAUUGAAAUAAAAGAUAGUUUUCAAGAUUAACAACCAAAAUUCAAUUAUCCUUCUACUAAAUUAAUAAAACUUUUGCUAGGUAAAAAAUAAUAAUUAGAUGGAUCGAAAGAUUUCUCUGUAACACAAACAUUUCAACUGUAAAAAGUCAAAAGAUAAUAAAGUCUUAUUACUUUGAUGAGCGUUUUUCGGAUGAUUCAAUGUAAUAGUUAAAAUUGAAAAAAUAGUUAACAGAAUGUUUAGACAGAAUGAUGAACUUUGUUAAUGCACAGGUUUUAAUAAUUAAUCAAGUAUAAAUUAUGAUGAUUAUAAAAAUCAUAUCAAAUUUUGUUAAAAAUAAAUGAAUUAAUUAUAAAUUUUUAAUCGUAAUGAUAUUUCAAAUACUAAACUAUUUCCGAUAAUUUAUUAUUUCGUAUCUAUAAAGUUUUUCGAUAAUUGUUACAAAAUAAUUUGUAAACGAUGUACGUAAAAAGUAAUUGUUUAUAAUUUAAAACUGUUUCUAUAACGUUUUUAGUUACUUUGCAAAUAAAGGAUGCAAAA
Messenger RNA from Chelonus insularis, 6313 nucleotides. Its product is annotated as serine-rich adhesin for platelets-like. The record is from RefSeq and is a predicted model, not a curated record. Lineage: Eukaryota; Metazoa; Arthropoda; Insecta; Hymenoptera; Braconidae. The transcript has 3 exons. The coding region runs from base 339 to 4763 and encodes 1474 amino acids.